AUGUCGAGAAGUUGGGACCAAUUAAAGGUGUUUGGGCAACUUCUGUCGGUUCCCCUGCAACGUCACGUUUUGGGAGACGAGGAAUCCGCAAAGCUGGCAACGCUCGUAAACAGAGCGGUUACGCUAUUGUUUAAAGCUUACAGUAACAUAGGGCACGACAACGUGUACGUCUCUUUCAACGGUGGGAAGGAUUCGGUAGCGGUGCUACAUUUACAUCGGCUUGCGUCCUCCUUCCCAGACUCCGGCGUAGCAGCUGGUCGGCCGCUCAACGUAGUAUUUUUCAAGGACCCGGCGGAGCGCUUGUUUCCUGAGAUAACCGAGUUCGUGGACCACGUUGCCAAAAAGUACAAUUUUAAAGUAAAGGUAGUAGAGGACGUUUGGCAUAAAGGAAUCCCACAAAUUGCUGCCGGAAGGAAGGCGGCCUUUGUUCUAGGGUGUAGAAGCACUGACUUCGAGGGCUCACAAAUAUCCGAAAUAGAGGAGGGGUCCACAGGAGGAGUAGAGUUCGUACGCAUACACCCCCUUUCACAGUGGAGUUACGGUGACGUUUGGAAUUUUCUGAGGCUCUUUUCCUUCGACUAUUGUUCGCUCUACGAUAUCGGAUACACGUCAGUUGGUAGCGUCGACGAUACAAUCGCAAAUCCCCACCUAAAAAAGCCGGAUGGCACCUAUGCCCCGGCAUAUAAAUUACAAAAUUGGUCUUUGGAGCGAUCUGGUCGUACCAAAACUUCGACCAAGUAG
Molecule: messenger RNA, 741 nt
Organism: Babesia bigemina
Lineage: Eukaryota; Apicomplexa; Aconoidasida; Piroplasmida; Babesiidae
Product: phosphoadenosine phosphosulfate reductase family domain containing protein, putative
Exons: 4
Coding region: 1-741 (246 amino acids)
Biological process (GO): FAD biosynthetic process
Molecular function (GO): FMN adenylyltransferase activity
Source: RefSeq, a predicted model, not a curated record